GUACACCUUCUGCGUGUCGACGCCCAAGCGUUACACUAAUAACAACAAGUAGGUGUAAUUACGAGUUAGAUCAUCCACAUUUUUUUAAUAGCUAAUGAACGUGACGAAUAGUUAUUGUAUGUAAAUUUUUAUUUUAAUAAAGCCAUGACAAUUUUGGAAACUUGUUGGUCACCAUUUGUUUGGACCAAUAAUAUCAAGACAGGAUGUAAAGCUAUUGCCUUUUACACAAUUGCUAUUAGUAUAAUAUCUAUUACAUUAAUUUCCUAUCAAUUAAAUGGAGGUGAUUCAACUCAAUUGUAUAAUCCUCUUUUUGAGGCUGAUGUUAGAGGAUCGAUGCAAGUUGUGGGAGGAUUUUUUAUCUUUUAUUUUAGUCUCCUGAUUAUAUCAGGUGGUUUAAUGAUACAUGGAAUAAAAGAAGGAAUAAGAGGAUGGUUACUUCCUUGGCUUGUAUUAUGGUUUAUUGUAUGUUUAUUUCAAUUAGUUUUUGGACUUUGGCUUAUAGGAGGAUAUUAUAUUUAUCUUGAUGCAACGUUUGCAGCAAUGUGCAUUUGGUUGUGGAUGUCGUAUAAUAUAUACUGUUGGUUAGUAGUACUAUCGAUGUACAAAAUUUUUGAGGAACUGCAAUCUCCAAACAUAGAACUUCUAUGGCCUUAAAUAGCUACAUAAUACUAAUUAUAAGAUGUAGGAUACAUUGAUUGACACCAAAGUAAGAUACAGCGUCUUAUAAAGAUACAUUUAUAAUUUUCUACUUUGUAUAUUAUUUUUCAUAGAAAGUGUUUAUUCAAAGAAAUAUUUAAAAUAAUUUAAAUCAAACUAAAACCAUACUAUGUGUUCAUUUUGAUUAUUUAUUUUGAUACAUCUAGUAUUAUAAAUAUUGUGAACACAUAAGUACCAUACUUAGUGUCAGUAAUGUACAAUAAUGUAGUUCGAUGCCUUGAAAGUUUGUAACUUUCAUAUUUUAAUAAAAGACUGAUAAUGGUCUAAGGAA
Molecule: messenger RNA, 988 nt
Organism: Apis mellifera (honey bee)
Lineage: Eukaryota; Metazoa; Arthropoda; Insecta; Hymenoptera; Apidae
Gene: pasi1
Exons: 5
Coding region: 145-654 (169 amino acids)
Source: RefSeq, a predicted model, not a curated record